AGGCAGACACACACACACACUCACACACACACACACACACAUUUACGAACGCAGCCCAGUGAGACCAAAUGGAUGAGUGCAAGGGCAGGAAGCACUGACCGGAGAGAGAGAGAGAGAGAGAGAGAGAGAAAGAGAGAGAGCGUGUGAGUGAGACAAUCCAGCGCUUACACUUUGAGCUCAUUCUGAGUCUAGACGAACUGCAGACCCACUGUUCUCCAGCUUUAUGUGGAGGUGCUCCUAAAGCCUUGCUCUCCUGUUUGCUUUUCCCUGGGACAUUUUAUGCAUGCGUGUAUGUGUGUAUGUGUGCAUGUGUUGUUAACAGGGAUAUUUUGCAUGACAUGGUGACCUCCUCUCUGAGAGAAGCCUUACUCUAUUUGGGGGGCUGUUUGUGCGUUCUUCUCUUUGGCCGAAGCGCCCAGUGCGCUCCUUGGGGAAUGAGUGAGCACUGAGAACGAAGGACUGCCUGCAUGCAUCAGAUCACCCUGCAGAAAAGAGCAUCGGAAGGACCUGAACUGUCCACAUUGUCUGAGAGGGCAAGGGGAAGAGCAAAGAGAAAUUAAAAGUACUUUUCGGGUUUCACAAUGGAUCUCCCUCCAUUCCGAGGUUUAUCGGAUGUGCCCUGAUAGGUGUAAGCCUUGCAUCUGAGUUUCUUCUCUGGCAGCCCUAGUGACCUUAUGGAUCCAGCACCUCAUCUUAGGAUGGACCGAGAUGGACUGGACCUCCAGCAAGUCUCUGUGCUGUCAAUAGACCAGAUCCGCUCUAUAAGGGCCAGCAACGAGUAUGUGGAGCGCCCGGUGGCACUCGAGCCUGCCUCGCAGGUGGGUGUCUUCUAUACACAUGAUGAACAUUCUCAGCUGCCUCGCAGUCAGAGUCAACACCAACAUGCCCACCUGGCUCACCUGAGUCGCUCUAGCACUAUCAGCUCCAUGUCCCGUGGCAGCGCGGCUUCGGACCUGAGGCUUCUCUCAGGAUUAACGCCCUCACAUUCUGGCUUGGCCACAGUGGUGCGCUCCCAACCCAAGGGCGACCUGAAGCCAGACUCAUUAGGUAAAGGCUUGGCUGACGGCGAGGAUUUAGGCUCUCAUCUGUUCAUCUGUGAACGCUGCAGCCGCUGCAAGUGCAAGGAGUGCUGUGCCCCUCGAAGCCUGCCUUCCUAUUGGGCCUGUGGCCAGCGAUGCUUGUGCUCAGCCGAAAAUGCUGUGGAGUACGGCACCUGCCUGUGCUGCGUGAAGGGCUUGUUCUACCACUGCUCGGCAGACGACGAGGACAACUGUGCUGAUCGGCCUUGUUCCUGUGCUCCCGCUCACGCCUGCUCCCGCUGGGGCACCAUGGCCCUUCUGGCUCCCUGCCUACCCUGCCUGUGCUGCUACCCUCCCGCCAAGCUGUGCCUCACCCUGUGCCAGCGUGGCUACGACCGAGCCACACGGCCUGGCUGCCGCUGCAGCAACACCAACACUGUGUGCCGCAAGAUCUCUGCCUCCAACCCAGCGCCUUUCCGCAAGACCCUGGAGAAACCCGUAUGACGCUGAGAUGCCCUGAUCCCACUGCUGCAUCCCCCUCUUUUUGCAUUUUCCACUUCUGAUCCUGAAGCAGUGAAUUCUGCUAAAAUGAUCUCCAACCCAACCAAUCAGGCCUACCUGCAAUGAAUCCCACAAAGGAAACUAGCUGAUUUCUUUUUAAAAAACUGUUUAUUUAUUUAUUUAUUUUACUUUCCUGGGCAAGAUCGAUAAUGUGGUUCAUAUGCAACUUUUACAGAGAGUAAGCUAUCUGAACAAAAUCUUUUGCUGUGUUGGGUAAACGUAUCUUCCAGGCGUAGUGGUCUAUGGGGAGUCAACUGAGAGGGGCCCACGCUAGAAAAUCAUCUACAGCCAUACUGAAUGGACAAACUGUGUGCAAGGUGGCUGACACUUGAUCUCAUGUGGAACAUGGGCCCUAUCAGACAGUGAAAAAGAGCCUACCCAAGAACACUGACUACAUGACUAUAUGGUUUUGGACACCAUUUUUAAGACCAAAAAAGGGACCAUUUCAGGCCAAUAAAGCUUAUUCAGGAAAGGAGUGUAACAGUGAGGAUAGGUGGAGAGAGUGUGUGUGUGUGUGCACGAAUGUAUGUGCAUAAGAAACAUGUUUAUGUGCAUGUGUGUGCAGUCUCAGGCCUGUGUCUGCUGUCAGCAGAAGCCUUCCUUUUUUAUUUUUAGAGAAGCUGCUCUGAAAGACAAAGUGUCUGGUCAGGUUUCCAGCCCAGGGCAGUCUGACGCCAGCCUCUCCCGAGUGCUCCUGUGGCCUCGCGAUUCUACAACACCCCUCACCGCCCCCAACCCCACCCUCACACUGCUCUUUCUGAUUCCAGUAGUGGGAUACUCACUCUGUGCUAUCUCCAACUGUGCUGUGGGACCAAAAGCAUUUCAAGUCAUCAUACAUUCCCUAAACAAAGCCUCAGUCACAUAUGUCUCUAUAGUUUCUCUGCUGCUUUCAGGAUAAUGUUAUGCAAGCUGUUACUUGGACAACUCACAUAAAAUUGACACGAAGAAACACCACAAAAGGUCAGAAGACAAAAUAGGAACUUCAUAGCAUAGCAUACUUCAAUCUCCGAUCUGCCCUUCAAUGGCAUCAACAGAUGAGCUACCGGCCUCCUUUUCCCACCAUCGUACGUUUCUAAGCACUUUGGACUUGACUGAUUGGCUCCUUAGCCACCACAGUGUCUUUGACGGCGUCUGGGCACUUUGCAGGAAGUGAGGACAUACAAGAGCAUGCUGCGGUGUCAGCACACAGGAGGAAGGAACUGCACUGAGACAGGAGCUCGAUCACCUGGCUAGAGUGAAACCCAGCACCAUGCUUGGGAACAAGGUGAAACAGAUGCACUGACACUCUAAUCUGGGAGGAGAAAUGAAAUCAAAUCUGUUUCGAGCGUGUGUGUGUUCUCUCCCUUAUAUGCACACUGACCCUUGUUGUUAGAGUUCCUUUGCUAUAUUUUUGUAUGUAUGUAGGAUUGUUAUUGUAUUUGUAUUUUUAUUCUAUUUCUUUUAUUCUGGUUAUUAUUAUUAUUACCAUUAUUUUCUAUUACUAUUGGACAUUAACUUUAAAUCAGAGUCCAGGCUAACACUUAAAACUAACCUUAAAGCUGGCUUUUAUUGUGGGGGAGAGGUCCUUUGUGGUUAACACAUGUUUUACAUUACAGUGCUAUGAUCACCCUAUAAUGAUCUUAAUAAUUACUGUGUAAUUGGGUCAUAUUUUUUCACUGUUCCAAAAUCACAAACCCUUAUAAAUGCAUUUACUCAUUUUAUGUCUUGGACUGUAGUCCUCCAAGGCAAGUAAGGAUGGACCAUUUAGGUAAAGUGCAACUGUGAUUAAAUUCAGCACUCGUUACACUGUAUUUACAGAAGGAUUCGAUAGCAGUGUAAUGUAAGUGUCUCUAUUGGGAUUUUGCAAUGUGAACUCAUGUUUUAGACAAUAAGCCAUUAUUCUUAUGAAAAUCACAUUAUUCUUAUGAAAAUUGAAUCUUUAUAUACUAAACCUCUACUUGUUCCCAUGUGUUUAGUUGUCAACCUUCAGUUUGUUCAGAUGAAGAAUUAAUAUAAUAAUCUGAUUCAGACUAAAACAUUAAAAAUUCCAUUUUCCUUUUGAAAUAACUAGGGGGCAGGGGGGAAAUCAUCAUUCCAAACUUUACAAUGUGUAACCAUAAUGGGGUACCUCUCCUCCAUACUUAAAUCCCAAUAGACAAUCUCUCCAAGGAGGGGUCAUACUGUAGGGAUGGGUGCAGUAUAUAGGUACAAGCAUUUUAUAGGAAUGCCUAACUGGUGCUGACCACAUUCUCUAUGUUAACCACUAAAGGUUCCCCAUAUUGUAUUCUUAAACUAUUGCUUUGGUACAAUUGGCAUCUUGUAAGUGUAAAAGAAUUAAAGAAGAAUAUAUGCACACACACACACACACACAA
Messenger RNA from Electrophorus electricus (electric eel), 3931 nucleotides. Its product is annotated as protein sprouty homolog 3. Gene Ontology annotation, biological process: animal organ development; negative regulation of fibroblast growth factor receptor signaling pathway; negative regulation of MAP kinase activity. Lineage: Eukaryota; Metazoa; Chordata; Actinopteri; Gymnotiformes; Gymnotidae. The record is from RefSeq and is a predicted model, not a curated record. Gene Ontology annotation, cellular component: membrane; cytosol.